UUUGUUUUAAAUGUGGCUAAAUGAAACAGUGUCCAGUGAAAACUUAACAAAUCAAAGAACUAUCUAGUAGGUUUUUAUUUGUUUAGGAAAUUAUUUUGCCAGUCACUUCAUUAUGGGAGGAGAACGAUUUGAAAUAAACCAGCCAGAAGCAUAUUUGUUUGGUGAAAACAUGGAUUUGAACUUUCUAGGGGGAAAGCCAACACCGUUUCCCUAUCCGGCUCCGCAAGCAUGUGAAGCCACUCGUCCACUGAGGAGUUUGAUCAAUAUUAGAAAGGAGUCGCUACGCUUUGUUAAACCACCAGAAGAUGCUGAUGAGAGAACUCGUAAAUCCACAACUUCCUAUAACAUAGAGUUUACCUUUGAUUCUGAUGUGCGCUGUGCUAUUACUAUAUAUUACUUCUGUACAGAGGAGGUAACAGCACAAGGAUAUUUCUGUAAGCCCAGAGAUCCCACAAUGAAUUCGGAAACCUACCAUUAUAAGUGUGGAGUCAAUCAGCAGUUUGUUCAGGUCUCUCACACGUUUGAUCCCUCCAAGUAUACAGAAGACGAUUUGAAUUGUAGAUUUGAAGAUGAGAUCUUUCUUCCUGUGGUAGUUCAGUGUGUUGCUGAAGAAGGUGAAGAACCUUACCAAUCUCACACAUUAAUAGCAGUUGUGGAGAAGUACUCAGACAAUACAUAUUCACUAAAACCUUUGAAGCAAAAAUUAUUUGUUGAUGGACUUUGCUAUCUGAUGCAAGAGAUCUACGGAAUUGAAAACAAAAGUGUCAACCAUUCAAAGGAAGCUAAUGAGGACGAGAUAGAGGAUAAUGGAUCAGAAUGUGUUAUUUGUAUGAGUGAUUCUCGUGACACACUCAUCCUUCCUUGCCGUCACCUAUGUUUAUGUAACAGUUGUGCCGAUUCCCUGCGUUACCAAGCCAACAACUGCCCUAUCUGUCGAUCUCCAUUUCGUGCUUUACUUCAGAUACGAGCUGUCAGAAAAGCAGUGUCAGGAAUAUCCCAGUUGGGAGGAGGAGGAGAUAAUCAGACAACGCAGGAUGUUCCUGUUGGUUAUGAACCAGUGUCUUUGCUCGAAGCUCUGAACGGCCCUUACCAGUCUUCAGCUCCACAUCCACCAUCAGUCAUUCAUCCACCUUUUCCAUUGAACACUCACAGCCCUGAUGGUUCAACAAAGUCUAGAAGUUUAGACAGGUUACAGUCUUGUAGUGCUACUUCUCUGAGAGUCCCAGGGCUGAGUUCUGGCUCCGACAAAGAAGAUUCAGGAAGUGAGCCCCCUCAACUAGACAGACCUACCACUCCUGAAGUGGUUAUCACUACAACGUCAUCACCUUCCGACAAGCUCCAUCUCAAAUCUGAUACCCUACCCCUAAGUCGUGGAGAGGCACGACGCCACAAGAAAGUGCCCAGAUCAUCAGGACCCGAAAAAAUUCGACUUCUCACAGAAUCUGUACAGAUUGUGAAUGAAAUAGGAGGAGGAAAGAGAAAAAUGACUAGUGGGGAGCUGGAAGGAAGUGAAACGAGGUCUUUGUUAGAUGGAGGGGCGUUAAGUAGAAACGUUAGUGCAGUGGGUGGAGCUGUAGUAUCUGGUGCUAAACCUUCUCAGUCAGACUGUCGAAUAAGUCCUCUUUCCAUGUCCACGCCUCACUCUCUUCAUUUGUGUGAUAAAGUUGAAAACAUUCCUGCAGGAACAGAUGUUUCCCCUAGUGGUGAUGACUCUGACUACUAUACCCCCGAGGACCCUACAACUACUAUUUUUGUUGACCAAGGAACUGAUACAAGCUUAGAUAUGAAUCAGACAGAAGAUUUGCCAUUGUCUGUUAUGCUUUCAAGUACGAAAACAGAGACAGAUGCAGGUGCUCGACAUACUGCACAUGUACCUGUAACCAGGAAUUCCAGUGAUGAAAGAGUUCACACUAUUAAAGAAGAUCCAUUGAAAGAGGUUGAAUGCGAAGAAAAGAAGAAUCCCGAAAGCGACGAGGAAGAUCGAACUGAGACUACCACGGGAAACUUGCACGUUCUUUCCUCCCCAACACGCCACCCGUUAUUGCUCCAACAAGAAACCAACUGGUCUCUUCCUGGAACUCCGGCAAGUAAUGCAAGCAACAGAAGCAGUGGAGACAGUUUCGGUAGCAAUUCUAGCACACGUCUUCUUCUUCCACAGCAGAGUUGUGACACUCUUCCAGAGUAGGUUGUUUUCAGGACAUCAAUAUUUAUUAUAUAUUACAUUACCGUACUUUUUGAUUUGCUAAUCCACAACAUAUAUACGAAACUGUGAUCCAACUAAAACCCGCUCCUUCUACUUUUUAUCGGGGCUUACAUCAUUAUAACGCUUCCUGACUACGUGUUAAUUUCAAUGCUCUUUGGCUAAUAUCAGCUUUUGUUUCAGCUGUCCAAUCUCUAAUAUCCUGUUCACAAUACUGUAAUUAUUCUAAAAGUUGUAAAUUAAUGUGUAAAAUACACACUUUAAAUGGUAGUGGAUGUAUUUGGAUGUAUUUUAUGCAAUGUGCAGUUAUUGAAGUGUUGUAUGCUUAAUUUAUUCCUAAGUGAAUUAGUUCGGUUUAAAAAAAUUCUUAUUUAAGGCCAUAUAAAGUUAAUUUGUUGGUUUAUUUAAUAAUUGAAUACAAACAAAUAAUAUCCACUGUGUGACUAUCUGUAACUAGAAGUAACUCCAAAAACUAUGGAGAAUGACUCCUCUUUAAGUCAAGUAUCAAAAAUCUAGUAGUCAUUCACAAACAAGUAUUUGGAGUAACUUUGAUGAAAACUUUUAAGAGACUGAACACAAACUAGUCUCACACACACACACACAUUUACUAUACCUACAUGUGGACUCUCCUGAUUUUAAAACACAUUUUUCUCAAACUAAACAUUUUUGGUUAUUUUUGUUAGUACACUGUGUUUUAUAUCAAACUUAUCCACUACCUUUGUGUUCCACAUACUGAAUAGUUGUGUUUUUCAUUACAUUACAUUUUUGAUUUGCUAAUCCACAACAUGUUAUUUUCACCAAACUGUGGUCCUACUCUAGUAAUUCUUGUAAUUUGUCUUCUUUAUGCCUCAGUUUGUAAGAUAAUAUUUAGAAUAAAUAACAGUUAGGUCAGAAGUAAGAGUUACGACACACAAAAACAUCUGUCUUUACUGAAUUGUCUAUCAAUGACUAUUAAUUUCUGUGACUUCAGAAAGCGUGCGUACUUUAGUAUGAUACGGCGUUUACAAUAAGUGCAACGUUUUAUGUAAUCUGACCACAACAGAAAGAUGGUGAACAUAUGGUGUUAUACUUUUAAUCACGUGUAUAUAACAAAUGGCUGAGAUAAACUUCUAAAACCAUCUGUGCAAGUAUCGUAGCCGUGUUUAUCACAUGGAAAUAUAUGUCGUGGAUGACAUAUGUGUAUUAAUUCUACAAAUUACUGGUACUGAGUGGAAGAUUUGUUUUUACCAAGUUCCAACGUCCAGAUGGGAGUAGAAUUGGUAAAUAAAACAUGGAAGUUAUUUUUCCUUCUUGGCUGUAUGUUAUAUACUUAAUAUAACAUUACAUAUAUUCGGCUGUCUUUAUUUACAUUUGGUGUAACAUGUAUACAUUAAGUUGUAGAUCUUGUAAGAGUUUAGUAAUUAUUUAUGUAAAAAUAUAUAUAUAUACACAAAAUGAUAGGUUAGUUAUAGUUAAUCUUAACAAUAUUAUGUGUUUAUGAAAUAUUAUUUACAGUGUUAUAUCAGUUUUGUUGCUAAAAUUAUAAUUGUCACCUAUCUUUUUUUUCUGAUUUUUAUCAUUGUUUACAUCAUUACAAAGCUUCUGGGCCAAACAUGGCCUUGUGGUUAUCAUGCUAUACUAUGGACUCUCUGCACUUUAGGGCUUUAGAUGCAUUAUAAGGGUACAGUCAAAUCCCACUGUUUGGUCAGACAAGAGUAGCUCAGGAGGUGACAGUGGCUAGGCUGCUUCACCCGUAGCGUAAUCAGAGAUGGCUGGCUUCGAUAGCCUUUGAGUAGCUUUUCACAAAUAUCUGAAACAAACAAAUACAAUGUUUCGAGGAAACUUAUUCACGUGCCAUCCUAAAACUAUAAUUUGAGAAUGAUAAGAAUUAGUAACACUUGUAAAUAAAAAAUAUUCUAAUGACACAGUUAAUAAACUUGUUAAUAUUUUAUUAAAAACUAUCAUGUCUACACCCCCAUAAAUACUAGUGCUGUAGUGGUGGGUGGGUGGGUCUUCACUAAAAAUCUGGGUCCAGUAUCUACAAAAAUAACAAGCAGUGGCAUACAUAAGGAAGAUUUUUUUUUAUUUUUUGCUUCCUGGAUUUGAAAUUAUUUUGUAGACAAAAUGUUUUGUUGAAUGUUUACGUGAUAAUGGGUGUUAAUUCAUGUUAGGUUGUUUAACGCUUGUAAUCAGGUUUAGAGUAGAGUUUAUUAUGUGUACUGUCCGGGUUUACUGGGUUCAAACGGUAAUAUGUUAAAUAAUUAUUUAUAUAGUUAUGUUAAUUGUUUUAGGAGUUUUUUUCUUAUGUGUUUAUAAACCGUGGUUUUAUUUGUAUUUUGUGUUUCUCAUGUUUUACACAUCCUAACAGCAGUUAAUAACUUGCACAUUUUAUAAAAAAAUUUUUCCAAAGACAACUAACAUAGCAAAGUCAAGUUUUAUUCAGUUUAACUAUAAGAAAACAAAGUUUAACUUAUGUUAAAACUAAAACAUUAACAGGUAAUUACGACUUAGACUAUUUAUUUUUGUCUUUUGACUUUGGGUUAGAUCCCGAGAUUAAAAAAAAAGAAGUCUUCCGAAAAUAGGAUUAUAUUUCUGAAAGGUUUUUUUUUUGUAUCCUGUAGUUGAACUUCAGUGUAA
Messenger RNA from Limulus polyphemus (Atlantic horseshoe crab), 4816 nucleotides. Its product is annotated as E3 ubiquitin-protein ligase MGRN1-like. Gene Ontology annotation, biological process: protein ubiquitination. Bases 113 to 2185 code for a protein of 690 amino acids. The record is from RefSeq and is a predicted model, not a curated record. Lineage: Eukaryota; Metazoa; Arthropoda; Merostomata; Xiphosura; Limulidae. The transcript has 12 exons. Gene Ontology annotation, cellular component: cytoplasm. Gene Ontology annotation, molecular function: ubiquitin protein ligase activity.